Messenger RNA from Aspergillus nidulans FGSC A4, 5370 nucleotides. RefSeq names its product formin sepA. The record is from RefSeq and is a predicted model, not a curated record. Gene Ontology annotation, biological process: actin cytoskeleton organization; cellular response to stress; mitotic cytokinesis. Gene Ontology annotation, molecular function: actin binding; small GTPase binding. Gene Ontology annotation, cellular component: cell tip; cell division site; protein-containing complex. Lineage: Eukaryota; Fungi; Ascomycota; Eurotiomycetes; Eurotiales; Aspergillaceae. The coding region runs from base 1 to 5370 and encodes 1789 amino acids. The transcript has 3 exons.
AUGCCGACAUCCGAUAAAUCGCGACAAACAUCCGCAGGCAAAUCAUUCUUUGGAAGAAAACUACAUAAAGAGAGGCCGGUAGAGGAUCGGUGGGAUGCCCAUGGGAGCUGGGAGAGUCUCGCCCCGCCAUCAAGUGCUGCCGGUUCUCGAUCAUCACGAUACUCGAAGCGAUCUUCAAUUCAGUCAGUCGAUUUCGGCGCUGAUAUAGACCCGUCCCUUCUUUCCACAUCAGCUGGCCCAAUUACUUCGAUUCCAUUUGAGAGCUUGUCGACAGAUACCCAAUCGCCAAUCCCUGUUGACUACCUUUCCAAGGCUGAGACAUCCCCUCGAAAAGAGCCAUCACCAGGGCACUUGGCGAAGGGUGUAGGUGACUUUCAUCAAUAUCCAGCGUGGGAUCCAUCUGCUAUGCGGAAUCACCAACAAUUCUCGCACCCAACGGGGCCCCGACCACCACCACAUGCUGCUGGAGUAGCAAUGAGCUCAAGUGCCACAGGGGAUAAGGGAGCAAGAUACCAGCAAUGGGGAAGACCUGGAAGCUCUGCGGGUAAUGCAGGGCUCAGUCAUCACUCGUCGUCGACGGUGGAUUCUUCGACAAACUCUCGCAUGUCUAUUGACCAAGCUAGUAUUCAUUCCUCACUUUCAUCAAAUACUCGAGGCUCCAGUUACAUCUCAACAGACGGUUCUUCUCGUACAACCUUGCCUUCACACUCCAACGAUCGAAGUAAUUACUACGCCGCCAUGAACUCUGGCCGUGGAUCGAGCGCACAAGGCGCAAUACCUCCAGCCCAGCCUAGAGUGCAAAAUACAGAGCAGUACCUAACUAGGCCGAGGGAUGAUCGUGUCGUGGACCAGUUAUUUCUAGAGUUAAUGCAGAAAAGAGGUUGGCAAAAUCUUCCGGAGCAAGCCAGGCGGCAAAUGAUGGCAUACCCAGCGUCCAAGAAGUGGACAUUGGUCCAUCAAGAUCGAUUGACUGAAUUGCAAGGGGAGCAGAAACGGAAACAAAAAGCUCGAGAGACGCAUGGAUAUGAUGGUCCGUCCGGAAUUCUCGAAAGAGCGGAUGAGGAAGGCAGUCCGGAGUGGUAUGUCAAGAAGGUUAUGGACGACACAAUCACCUCCAAACAGCUAGCUAGUUUGAGUGUCAGUCUACGAACGCAACCGAUCAGCUGGGUGAAAGCCUUCGUCGAGGCGCAAGGUCAAAUCGCCUUGACCAACGUACUCGUAAAAAUCAACCGCAAGAAGGUUACGGGCCCGGUCCCUGCACCUCCAUCUGGUGACAAGGAUUUGGACCGUGAAUACGAUAUAGUCAAAUGUUUGAAAGCGUUGAUGAAUAACAAAUAUGGUGCCGACGACGCUCUCGCUCAUCAACAGAUUAUUGUGGCCCUCAUCAGCUCAUUGCUCUCUCCCCGGUUAAAUACCAGAAAGCUCGUCAGUGAAGUCCUUACAUUUCUUUGCCAUUGGGCCGAAGGGCAAGGCCACGAGAGGGUUCUGCAGGCUAUGGAUCAUGUCAAAAAUCAUCAGGGCGAAACUGGACGCUUCGAUGCUUGGAUGCGCAUUGUUGAGGUAACGAUUGAUGGUCGUGGCAAGAUGGGCAGCUUGGUCGGAGCGAGCGAGGAGUACCGCAGUGGUGGAAUUGGCAUGGAGAACCUUCUUAUGGAGUAUGCGGUUUCUACCAUGAUCCUCAUUAACAUGUUGGUGGAUGCACCCGAGAAUGACCUGCAGUUACGAUGUCAUAUCCGAGCGCAGUUCAUAUCUUGUGGCAUCAAACGACUUUUGUCGAAGAUGGAAGGCUUUCAGUAUGAAGUUAUUGAUAAACAGAUUGAGCAUUUUCGAGAGAAUGAGGCCAUUGAUUACGAAGAUUUACUGCAACGCGAGAGUAGCAGUACGAAGGAUAGUAUUGAGGGGGAGGUUAAGGACAUGACCGACCCUCUUCAGAUCACUGACGCCAUCGCGAGUCGCCUCAAUGGAACGAGAGCCCACGAUUACUUCCUUUCAGCUCUGCAGCAUCUGCUUCUCAUCCGGGAGAAUUCUGGGGAGGAUGGUCUCAGAAUGUACCAGCUCGUGGACGCUAUGCUAAGCUAUGUGGCUAUGGAUAGGAGGCUACCGGAUCUUGACCUGCGGCAGGGAUUGACAUUCACUCAGAGCUUGUUAGAUCGACUACAUACGGAUGCAGAAGCGAGACGAGCGUACGACGAAUCUCUGGAAGCGCGCCAAAUCGCAGAAGCCGCACUUGCUGAACGAGAUGAGAUGAAGGCGCAGGUUGAGUUAGGCGCGGAUGGCCUGGUGAGAAAGUUACAGAAGCAGAUUGAGGAGCAGACCGGUAUAAUUGAGCUACAGAGCAGGCAGAAUGAGAUGCUCAAGGCCGAGCUUGCCGAUGUUCAGAGGCUUCGUGCUCAAGAGUUGCAGCGGAAUGAGCUGGAGACGCGAGAACUCUACCUUAUGCUUCGCGACGCUCAAGAUAUUGCGGCAUCAAAUGCGAAAAAGUCGAACAUGGGAGAGGCCGAGACGGAUCCCGCUCAUAUGCGAGGGAUCCUAGAUAGAGAGAAGCUGUUGACACGGCUAGAGAAGCAGCUUGAAAGGACAAAGACGCAAUUCAAGUUGGAAGGUAAAGUUUGGGGCCAGCAUGACCCAUCGGACCGACUGCGUGAGCUCCGUGAGCAAAUGGACGGCGAUGCUGGGCCCAGAGAAGCCUUCGAAGAGCAAGCCCGCCUGAACCUCAGCCUGAACCCAGUAGGAUCGGUUUACCGCAAGAAAACCUACAUCCAGGGCAUGGAGGAUACUGCCACCGAGGAGCUAGGCCAAACUGAUGAUGAAGUCGUCUACGCUAAGGCCCGACUUGUGGAUCUUCAUCGGCCGCGUAUGGACCCGGAACAAGCAACUGGCCUUCUUGGUGAGAUUGCUGCCAAGGUUCCAAAGAUCGAUGCGGAUGAUGCGAAGGAUGAGGGCAAACCAACUGAAUCUGAACAGCCAGCAGAAGGUGCAGCCACCAAAGGCGAUGAACAAGGAGUGGACGAUACCGUCGCUGUGGACAAAGCCACUGCGGCUCCUCCGCCGCCGCCUCCCCCUCCUCCCGCACAUCCAGGAUUAUCUGGAGCAGCUCCGCCUCCCCCACCGCCGCCGCCUCCACCACCCCCAGGCGCAGGAGCAGCACCACCACCUCCUCCGCCGCCACCACCACCCCCUCCGGGUGGACUUGGCGGCCCCCCUCCCCCCCCUCCCCCUCCUCCCCCGGGUGGUUUUGGUGGACCCCCGCCGCCUCCCCCUCCACCUGGUGGUUUUGGCGGUCCACCUCCGCCGCCGCCGCCUCCUCCUGGCGGUGCAUUUGGCGUGCCGCCUCCACCUCCUCCACCAGGCACGGUUAUCGGUGGAUGGAGAGCAAAUUACUUGGCUUCCCAAGGUGCCCCGUCUCACGCUAUACCUGUGAUGUCCUCUAUCAGACCUAAGAAAAAACUCAAGGCCCUUCAUUGGGACAAGGUCGACACCCCGCAAGUUACAGUAUGGGCAACUCACGGCACAACUCCCCAGGAGAAGGAGGAGAAGUACGUUGAGCUGGCCAAGAGGGGAGUCUUGGAUGAAGUGGAGCGGCUAUUCAUGGCCAAGGAGACCAGAAUCUUCGGAGGUGGUGUGGCAGCAAAGCAACGAAAGGACAAGAAACAAAUCAUCUCCAACGACUUAUCCAAAAACUUUCAGAUUGCCUUGUCCAAAUUUUCUCAGUUUCCGGCUGAAGAGGUUGUCCGAAGGAUCAUACAUUGCGACGCCGAGAUUCUGGACAACAUGGUUGUCAUGGAAUUCUUGCAGCGAGAUGAAAUGUGCACAGUACCGGAAAACGUAUCAAAACUCAUGGCGCCAUACAGCAAAGAUUGGACUGGCCCUGAUGCUGCCAAUACCGAACGAGAACAAGACCCUAGUGAGCUUACUCGUGAAGAUCAGAUUUACCUCUAUACUGCCUUUGAGUUGAAUCACUACUGGAAGGCAAGAAUGCGUGCGCUUGCGCUGACUCGGUCUUUUGAGCCAGACUAUGAGCAUAUUUCUGCUAAGCUCAGGGAGGUUGUGCGGGUGAGCGAAUCUCUGAGAGAUUCUGUUUCCCUGAUGAACGUGCUUGGUUUAAUCCUAGACAUCGGUAACUUUAUGAACGACGCCAAUAAGCAAGCGCAGGGUUUCAAGCUAAGCUCUUUGGCUCGUCUUGGAAUGGUCAAGGACGACAAGAAUGAGACAACGUUUGCAGAUCUUGUUGAACGUAUCGUUCGGAACCAGUAUCCUGAAUGGGAAGACUUUACCGAACAGAUCAGCGGAGUUAUUGGCCUCCAGAAACUCAAUGUCGACCAGCUGCGGACUGAUGCAAAGAAGUAUAUCGAUAACAUCAAGAAUGUGCAGGCGAGCUUGGAUGCGGGCAAUCUCAGCGACCCGAAAAAGUUCCAUCCACAAGACCGUGUCAGCCAGAUUACUCAACGCAGUAUGAAAGAUGCUAGGCGAAAAGCGGAGCAGAUGCAGCUUUACCUUGAAGAGAUGGUCAAGACCUAUGACGAUAUUAUGGUUUUCUACGGCGAAGACAAUACCGAUGAUGGUGCUCGGCGGGAUUUCUUUGCGAAGUUGGCUGCGUUCUUACAGGAGUGGAAGAAAUCAAAAGAGAAGAACAUCGCCUUGGAGGAAGCUAGAAGGCGCACUGAAGCAUCUUUGGCUCGCAAGCGCAUCAAUGUCGGCCUUGCGAAUGGCGCAGGCGCGGCAGGAGAUGCCCCAGUUUCCCCAGCCACAAGCGGAGCCAUGGAUUCGCUGCUGGAGAAAUUACGUGCUGCUGCCCCUCAAGCCAAGGAUCAGCGUGACCGUCGCCGCCGUGCGAGAUUAAAGGAGCGGCACCAAGUUCGAGUUGCCUCAGGGCAGAAGAUCCCAGAUCUCGAAGGCGCCGAGGCCCCGGGCAGUGGCGGACAGAACAGCGGUGCCACUGACACAAAUGCUACCGACUCUAGCCUAUUGAGUCCCACUAUCCAGGAACCUGAAGGUGGCAGCUCACCAAUUGCCUCGCAAAGUGAAGAUGUUGCCGACCGAGCAGCUAGCAUGCUACAAGAUAUGUUAAGAAACAGUCCUGACCCAGAACGCACGCGGAGGCGUAGAGAAAGUGCAGAAGAGGAACGAAGGAAGCGCCGGUUAAGGAGACGCAAUGGAGCCACAAGUGGAAGCAAGGACAGCAAUGAUACCACACCUUUGUCCCCUGUGACAGAACCAACUUCGACCCAGGGCGAGUCAGCAGAACCGGAAAAUUUGUCACUUUCUAGCCCUCCAAAUGGAGAAGACCCGACCCUAAACCCUCCGACUAUUGUCUUAUCAUCUGAUGCUUCUGACACACCUGAUGAUGAACAUCGCCCCUCGACCAGCUAG